UGUGCAAGUUUCAAUCUGCUCUGUUUUAAUUAAUAUUUUUUAACUAAAAUCAUUACGAAAAAGUCGGCAAAUCAUGCUAGAAGAAGAGAAGAAAACUUAUCGAAAGCAGAAAAGAUUUGCCGCACGUCUUAAAAGUUCUAAGGGAAUUAUUUGCACAGAGAAACCGAAUCGCAAUGUUGUUCUGUGCAACGUAGGUAAAGCUACGGGUUUAGUAAAAGAAGAUGUUCACGAUCUAAUAGCAAAAACUUUACCAAACUUAGCCCUACCUAAGUUGAUAGCUGAAAAGGGUGAAACACAUUCGUUUUUAGUAUUUAAUAGUGACGAUGAUGCGGCGUUAUUCUACAAAGAAUGUAAUGGGAAAAUUAAACUCCAUGGAACUCCAAUUUACAUGAACUUUGUUGAAAAUGUUCCAAACCUCGAAGUGAUUUGCAAACACGACCUUCCCGAGGGCCUGCUAAUUCUCAAUGACUUCAUCACUCCAGCAGAAGAGGAUUUAUUUCUUAAGCUCUUUAAGUUUGAAGAAUCCAGUAACCUGAAGAACCGACAAGUGGCUCACUACGGAUAUGAGUUCAGAUAUGGCAGCAAUGAUGUGGAUUUGUCGGCUCCGCUGGAACAGGCAAUACCAAAGGAAUGUGAUAUGUUGUGGCAACGGUUGAUGGAACAAGGGAUAGAGGUUGGGGUGCCUGAUCAGCUGACAGUCAACAAAUAUGAACCUGGGCAAGGCAUUCCAUCUCAUGUGGACAAGCACAGUCCAUUCGGAGACACAAUCCUGUCAGUGUCCCUUGGCUCCUCGGUGGUAAUGGACUGGAAACACCACUCUGGCAAAUCUGUGCCAGUCGUGGUGCCGGCACGCUCCUUGCUCAUUAUGCAGGGUGAGGCAAGGUACGACUGGCAGCACGGCAUCCAACCCCGCACAUGGGACCCCGUGAUCCGCACCGAGCCCGCACGUCUAGUGACGACGGACUCGCGGCCCCGUCGCGUGCGCGUCUCGCUCACGUUCCGUUGGACGAGAAGCGGCGCUUGCGCAUGUCCCUAUCACACGCUGUGCGACAGUAGGAGUGGGACAGAGAUAGAUGCGGUGGCUAGUAGGUUGGAGGAGGUUCAUGUACAUCAAGUGUACGAGCAGAUAGCGGGCCACUUCAGCACCACUCGCCACAAACCUUGGCCCAAGGUGGUAGAGUUCAUGCUUGGAGUGCCGCAGGGCUCCGUAGUUCUGGAUCUGGGCAGCGGCAAUGGCAAGAACGUGCUGCUGAGGGACGACAUCCUACAGAUAGCAGGCGAGCGCAGCAGCGGGCUACUAUCUGAAUGCCACCAACGACUGAGUAAUACUGCGAAACCGAACGACUGUGUACGCCUGGACCUAUGUUCGGCACCCCUGCGGGACGCAUGCGCCGACGCGGCUAUAUGCAUCGCAGUCGUGCACCACUUCAGUAGCAAGCCGCGCCGCCUCGCCGCCAUCUCCACCAUCCACCGCGUGCUCCGCCCCGGCGGCCGCGCGCUCCUCACCGUGUGGUCCAAGGACCAGACGCGCUCCAACUACCUCGACAACACCAAGCAGGCGUCAGACGAGGCCGUCGUCAGCGUCGAGGGCGUAACCCUCCCCGUCCACCAGAACAGAACACAGUUCAAACACCAGGACCUACUCGUCCCCUGGAAACUUAGAAAUAUUAAGGAUAACAAACUUUCCGACGCACAAAAUACCCUGCUGAGAUACUAUCACGUUUUUGAAGAGAGCGAACUUGACGGGUUGUGCGAGGAAGUGGGGUUCGUCCUUGAGAAAAGCUUCUACGAGGAAGGGAAUUGGUGUGUUAUAUGCAGAAAGAAAUAAAUGUUUAUUUAUCUU
Cydia splendana is the source of this 1843-nucleotide messenger RNA. RefSeq names its product alkylated DNA repair protein alkB homolog 8. Bases 74 to 1828 code for a protein of 584 amino acids. Gene Ontology annotation, molecular function: tRNA binding; tRNA (5-carboxymethyluridine(34)-5-O)-methyltransferase activity; S-adenosylmethionine-dependent methyltransferase activity. The record is from RefSeq and is a predicted model, not a curated record. NCBI's taxonomy places the organism in Eukaryota, Metazoa, Arthropoda, Insecta, Lepidoptera, Tortricidae. Gene Ontology annotation, biological process: tRNA wobble uridine modification; tRNA methylation. Gene Ontology annotation, cellular component: cytoplasm; nucleus. The transcript is spliced from 8 exons.